Messenger RNA from Colletotrichum graminicola M1.001, 2148 nucleotides. Its product is annotated as catalase. The record is from RefSeq and is a predicted model, not a curated record. Gene Ontology annotation, molecular function: heme binding; catalase activity. The transcript is spliced from 7 exons. Gene Ontology annotation, cellular component: cytosol. Gene Ontology annotation, biological process: response to oxidative stress; hydrogen peroxide catabolic process. NCBI's taxonomy places the organism in Eukaryota, Fungi, Ascomycota, Sordariomycetes, Glomerellales, Glomerellaceae. Bases 1 to 2148 code for a protein of 715 amino acids.
AUGCAUACGACCCUCUUGCUGGCCGGUCUCAGCCUGGCAACUCUUUCUUCUGCGGGUUGUCCCUUUGCAGAUCCCUCCAACAUCAAAGCCCGAGCCGAAGGUGGCGGCUCCCGCUCGCAUGUCGCGGCCAACGAAAUCGACGACCUUUCGGGCGACCCGUUCCUCACAUCCGACGUCGGCGGUCCCAUAGGGGACCAGGUGAGCUUGAAGGCCGGCGUCCGAGGUUCGACUCUGCUCGAGGACUUCAUCUUCCGCCAGAAGAUUACCCACUUCGACCACGAGAGAGUGCCUGAGCGAGCCGUCCAUGCCCGAGGUGCCGGUGCUUACGGCACCUUUACGAGCUACGGCGACUUCAGCAACCUCACUGCCGCUUAUUUUCUGAGUGCCGCGGGCAAGAACACAUCCACCUUUGUGCGGUUUUCUACCGUUGCUGGUUCCAGAGGAAGCUCCGAUACGGCGAGAGAUGUGCAUGGCUUCGCCACUAGAUUCUUCACCGACCAGGGAAACUUUGACAUUGUGGGAAACAACAUUCCCGUCUUUUUCAUCCAGGACGCUAUCCAGUUCCCAGACUUGGUCCACGCAGUGAAACCGCGCGGCGACAAUGAGAUCCCCCAGGCCGCCACGGCCCACGACUCUGCGUGGGACUUCUUCAGCUCUCAGACCAGCUCCCUUCACACCUUGUUCUGGGCGAUGGCCGGCUACGGCAUCCCGAGGAGCUAUCGACACAUGGACGGCUUCGGCGUGCACACCUUCCGCAUGGUAACGAACGACGGCAAAUCCAAGCUCAUCAAGUGGCACUGGAAGACGCUGCAGGGCAAGGCCAGCUUGGUCUGGGAGGAGGCUCAAAUCGUUUCUGGAAAGAACGCCGACUACCACCGCCAGGAUCUCUUUGACGCCAUUGCAUCGGGUAAUGGCCCCGAGUGGGAGCUCGCAGUUCAGGUUAUCGACGAGUCGGACGUUCUCAAGUUCGGUUUCGACCUCUUGGACCCCACCAAGAUUGUGCCCGUGGAGCUCGCGCCCCUCCAGAAGCUUGGUAAGAUGAAGCUGGAUGCCAACCCUGUCAACUACUUUGCCGAGACUGAGCAGAUCAUGUUCCAACCCGGACACAUCGUCAGGGGCAUCGAUUUCACCGAGGACCCCCUGCUGCAGGGCCGCAUUUUCUCGUACCUAGACACUCAGCUCAACCGUCACGGCGGGCCCAACUUUGAGCAGCUGCCGAUCAACCGCCCGGUCACACCCAUCCACAACAACAACCGAGACGGCGCCGCCCAGAACUUCAUCCAUCGCAACCGAAACUCCUACUUUCCAAACGCCCUGAACAAGAACGUACCUAAACAGGCGAGCCAGGCCGAAGGCAACGGUUUCUUCACGACGCCAGGGCGCGCCGUCGGCGGCACCCUGGUCCGCGACAUCUCCGGCACUUUCGCGGACCACUGGUCCCAGCCGCGUCUCUUCUACAACUCCCUGACGCCCAUCGAGCAGCAGUUCCUCGUCAAUGCCAUCCGCUUCGAGACCAGCCACAUCGAGUCGCCCGACGUCAAGAACAACGUCGUCGUUCAGCUCAACAAGAUCUCCAACGAGGUUGCAGGCCGCGUUGCUGACGCCCUGGGUAUCGUAAAGCCGGCGCCCGACCCGCAGUUCUACAACAACAACACCACCCAAGGCAUCACCAUCUUCGGCGAGAAGCUGCCCACCAUCGCCACUCUGAAGGUCGGUGUGCUAGCGAGUCUGGCGGCCGACGGCUCCGUGGUUCAGGGCAAGCAGUUGAAGGACGCCUUCGCCCCCAGCGGCGUCAUAGUGACCAUCGUCGGCGAGAGGUUGGGCAACGGCGUCGACAUGACAUACUCCCAGGCAGACGCCACCGCGUUUGACGGCAUCAUCGUCACCAAUGGCGCGCAGGGCCUGUUUGACGGAACUAUCAAGCCAUCUGCGCUGUACCCGGCAGGCCGCCCGGCGCAGAUGGUCAUCGACUCGUAUAGAUGGGGCAAGCCCGUCGGCAGUAUCGGCAAGCCCCUGCCCGAUACGGCCGUGCUCGGGGUCAGGCCCGGCGCAGGCGUCUUUGCGUCCCCAGACAUCAACGUGGUGGUAGCCGGUUUCAAGGAUGGCCUGGCUACGUUCAGAUUCACCGACCGCUUCGCGAUGGACUAG